GAUAUUAUCGAACGACAAAAUGUACCUUCUUAUUGAUGUCUAGUUCCUGUCGGUCAGUUUUAAUUAUCCUGUUUCAUGGUUAAAUACUAAUUAAUUCAGUUGUUAACGUCCCAAUUAUUGUAAUUUGUUUAAUAAGCUAUCGUUUUGUUGUAUUAGUCAGCGUUUAGCGCUGCCCUUCGAGGUAUCUUUUGUCAUCGAGUGUGAAUUGGUGUAUAGGCGAGGCUAGUUUUGCAAUGGAGACGUUGCAAAUUGGUGAAGAAAUGUCUGGAGAGGUGGAUGAUAAGAACAUGAGAGAUGAUAAGGAAGAAGGAAUUCUAAGCGAUGGUAUUGAGAAUGGAAUUUACAGUAUACAUUUAUUGGAUUUUUCUGAUGACGUACUGCUUUUAAUCUUGAAGAAUCUCCCACCGAGAGAUCUGAAGGCACUUAGCUUUACUUGUACGAAGUUCGCCAGUUUAGUAUUAGAGAGAUCUUUGUGGCGUAAAGUGGAUGCUAGAGGUAUACCGUGUGGUACUGCGAGGUUCAAAUGGUUACUGAAUGCCUUCCAUGGAGAUACAACCAGUAUUAUGUUGACUGGAUAUGCGCAGCAGAAUGUUGGUUGCUGGGGACAUCAUAUUCCUAAGGAGGGCCAAGUUGAACCUAAGCAAGGGAUACAAGUGGAACCGGCUGUUCCCAGAGUACAUGAAAUGCAGUUUUGUGCAAGAAAUCCUUUUAGAAGACAACACGCAUUAUUUCAUAUCCAAGCGAGACAAUUACCAAGGGUGGUAAGUACUCCAGCAUGGCCUGAUGAGCCUAAGAAGGAGGCCUGGGAGUUGGUGGCUAAGGAUUUCAUACCAUCUGAUGAGAAUCAGGAGACGGGGACCUGUACCGGACCUAGGUUCACAUUCACAGCGCCUAUGUUCCUAAAACUGAUAGAAAAGUGUCCUAACCUAACAACGCUGGUGUUGGAAUACUGUAAUCUGAAUUGCAAGACAAUACAUUUAAGUCAAUUAUCCUCAACUUUGAAGACACUUUCUUUAAAAGGCUUGAAAUGUUUUAAUUUCUUAGUGGACAGAUCGUUUUUAUUUAAAUUACAAGACGCUUUGCCCAAUUUAGAGACGUUGGAUUUGAGUGAAUGUGAUUGGUUGGAUCCGUCGUCUUUUUUACCUUUGAGUAAAUUGAAUUCUCUGACUCGACUACGUUUGUGCAACUGUCCUCGUCUGUCGGAGUUCGUCGCGUAUAGCUCUUUAGCAACGAGAUAUGGGUUUAGAGUUUUACAGGAAUUAGAUCUGCGAGGUUCUCCAGUGAGUGACUCCGAGGUGUCCUCGUUUUGA
Molecule: messenger RNA, 1310 nt
Organism: Papilio polytes (common Mormon)
Lineage: Eukaryota; Metazoa; Arthropoda; Insecta; Lepidoptera; Papilionidae
Exons: 10
Coding region: 234-1310 (358 amino acids)
Molecular function (GO): protein binding
Source: RefSeq, a predicted model, not a curated record